Messenger RNA from Cylas formicarius (sweet potato weevil), 1775 nucleotides. RefSeq names its product probable 26S proteasome non-ATPase regulatory subunit 3 (gene Rpn3). The record is from RefSeq and is a predicted model, not a curated record. Gene Ontology annotation, biological process: ubiquitin-dependent protein catabolic process; regulation of protein catabolic process. Gene Ontology annotation, molecular function: enzyme regulator activity. Gene Ontology annotation, cellular component: proteasome regulatory particle, lid subcomplex; proteasome complex. NCBI's taxonomy places the organism in Eukaryota, Metazoa, Arthropoda, Insecta, Coleoptera, Brentidae. The transcript has a single exon. Bases 239 to 1711 code for a protein of 490 amino acids.
UUGACACUAACCACUGUGUUGUCUGGCUUCGCCAAAGACAAAUUUCAAGAAUGUGUCGUCCAUCCAUCAAACCAAAUGUAAUCAACGGUGAAAUGUCAUUUGUUGCGACGUUGUUUUGUGGUCGAAGCUUUCCGCGUCGUGUGGAUGAAUUGCUGUUUUAAACCAAUUCGAUUUGAGCGUUAUUUAGUUUUCGGUCUUUUCCUGCGCGUUCCGAGUGUUAUUUCCUGGAAAUUUCGAAAUGGUUGCGGUGGAAACCGACGUGGAGAUGAAAAGUGCCGACAGCCCCGCCGGUUUGGAAGCGGGCGACACCAAAAGGGACACGGACCUGCAGAGUUUCCUCGAGAUUCGCGAGCAGGCGAAGCAAAUCGAGAAAGCGGUCGUGAGCAAAGAGAACCGUUUCAUCCUGCGCGUUCUCAGGUGUUUGCCGAACACGCGACGUAAACUGAACGGCGUAGUGCUAAGGAGUCUAAUUGCUCAAAUAUAUCCGCCAGCUGAACGGGAAGUGUUGUUGGCUUUCGUGGAAGAGCCGGCCGGGGAAAUCGACAGUACGCAAACGCGGACGAGGUCCGCCAACAAAACGCCACUGCCGGAGGUGGACGCCUAUAUCCACCUCCUCAUAUUGGUUCGUUUAAUCGAUACGAAUAAGUUGGAAGACGGGGUUAGAUGCUCCCAGGCGCUGAUGAAUAAAAUCGUUAGUCAGAACAGGCGUUCUAUAGAUUUGGUCGCAGCCAAAUGUUAUUUCUAUCACUCCCGAGUGGCCGAGCUGACGGGCAAGCUCGACUCAAUACGGUCAUUCUUGCACGCGCGUCUUCGAACCGCAACGCUGCGGAACGACUUCGAGGGUCAAGCCGUGCUGAUAAACUGCAUGUUGAGGAAUUAUUUGCACUAUUCUCUGUACGACCAGGCGGAUAAAUUAGUAAGCAAAUGCGUUUUCCCCGAGACCGCGAGCAACAACGAGUGGGCGCGAUUCUUGUAUUACUUGGGACGCAUCAAAGCCGCACGUCUCGAAUACAGUUUGGCGUACAAGCACCUAGUGCAGGCUAUGAGGAAGGCGCCGCAAAAUACCGCCGUAGGCUUCCGUCAGACGGUUCAAAAGCUCUUGGUGGUUGUGGAAUUGUUGCUCGGCGACAUACCCGAGAGGCAGAUAUUUAGACAAGCGAGCAUGCGACAUUCGUUGGCCCCGUAUUUUCAACUGACUCAAGCGGUAAGAAUGGGAAACUUGCAUCGUUUCGGUGAAGUGUUGGAGAACUUUGGACCCCAGUUUCGGCAAGACCACACUUACACUCUGAUACUGAGGUUACGUCACAACGUUAUCAAGACCGCCCUCCGUGCUAUAGGCCUGUCCUACUCUAGAAUUUCGCCCCAGGAUAUAGCGAAAAAGCUGGGUCUGGAUUCGGCCGAAGACGCGGAGUUUAUUGUCGCCAAAGCGAUACGCGACGGCGUAAUAGAAGCGACUUUGGACCCCGAAGGUGGGUACAUGCGCAGCAAGGAAAGUACCGACAUUUACUGCACGAAAGAGCCCCAGAUGGCUUUCCACCAGAGGAUCUCGUUUUGCUUGGACCUGCACAACCAGAGCGUGAAGGCUAUGCGGUAUCCGCCGAAAGCCUACGGGAAGGAGUUGGAAAGCGCGGAAGAAAGACGGGAAAGGGAACAACAGGAUCUGGAAUUGGCGAAGGAGAUGGCAGAGGAAGACGACGACGGAUUUCCCUAAAUAGUUGCUUAGGAAAUAGUGUAUGCUACUGUUUCUUCAUUCAUUUAAUAAAUAUUUAUCCCGA